Messenger RNA from Daphnia pulex (common water flea), 1704 nucleotides. RefSeq names its product aarF domain-containing protein kinase 1-like. The transcript has 9 exons. NCBI's taxonomy places the organism in Eukaryota, Metazoa, Arthropoda, Branchiopoda, Diplostraca, Daphniidae. The record is from RefSeq and is a predicted model, not a curated record. Gene Ontology annotation, cellular component: mitochondrial inner membrane. Bases 30 to 1562 code for a protein of 510 amino acids. Gene Ontology annotation, biological process: lipid homeostasis; mitochondrion organization.
UAUAUUAUAUAAUUUUUAUUUAUUUAAAAAUGCAAAGAAAACGGAUUAUUAAAGUUGGAGUUGCUUUAGUGAGUGUAUCAAUAGGUGCCUAUUAUGGCAAAGAGAUUCGUGAUGGUUAUAUCGGUGCUUUACGUUUUGGAAGAACCGCUGUCGCAGUGGGAGGAAUUAUGGUGGAUUAUAACCGAUCACUGUAUUCCAAAACAAUUGAUUUGGCCUCUGCAGAAUAUGCUAAAGCAAGAAGUGAGGUUCAUUUAAGAUCAGCACAGCGUUUGCUUAAAUUGUGUGAGACAAAUGGAGGAGCAUUCAUCAAAGUAGGUCAGCAUCUUGGGGCUCUCGAUUAUUUGCUUCCCUUUGAAUAUGUUAGUACAAUGAAAGUCCUUCACAGCCAAGCACCUCAAUCUUCUUUUGAAGAUGUGUUAAAUGUCAUUAAAGAGGACCUUAAGUGUGAGCCCUCAACAGUCUUCCGAACUAUUGAAAAAACUCCAAUAGGUACAGCCUCACUUGCUCAAGUCCAUAAAGCUGAGUUAAAUGAUGGAACAGUGGUAGCUGUCAAAGUACAGCAUCCUUUAGUCAAAGCUUAUUCUACAAUUGACAUGAAAUCUAUGGAGAUAUUGGUAAACUUAGCAUCCUGGGUCUUCCCUGAUUUAAAACUUGAAUGGCUUGUUAAGGAAACUAAAAUAAAUUUGCCUUGUGAAUUGAAUUUUGUAAUGGAGGGAGAAAAUGCUGAAAAAACUGCAGGGCUGAUGAAACACUUACCUUGGCUCCAUAUACCGAAAGUCUAUUGGGAUCUUUCUACUUCUAGAGUUUUGACCAUGGAAUAUUGUGAAGGUUUUGAAAUCGGCGUGCUAGGACAAGAGAAGAAAACAGAAUUUGAACCAUUUAAAAAAGAAAUUUCACAAAAAAUCACGAAAUUAUAUUCCGAUAUGAUUUUCCUCCACGGAUAUGUCCAUUGCGAUCCUCAUCCAGGAAAUUUAAAAAUCGAACUUAAACAAGGAAAACUUCUUAUUCAUUUGCUUGAUCACGGCCUUUAUGCACAAUUACCUACAGAGUUUAGAGAAAAUUAUGCUAAGCUCUGGAUGUCGAUUAUACGUUCAAACGUUCACGAAAUUGAAGAGGUAUCAGAGAAACUUGGCGUUAAAGAAUUGCACGGUAUCUUUGCGUGCAUGGUUUCUGGCCGUUCGUGGAAUGCGAUCCUUGGUGGAAUAGAUCAGAGAAAGAAAACCUCAGAAGAGGAAAAAGAAAUCAAAGAUGAUGCGUCCAAAUAUGUGGCUGAGAUUAUAGAGGUGCUUCAUCGAGUCCCUCGUGAGAUGCUGCUGGUUUUCAAGACAAAUGAUUUACUAAGGGGACUAAAUAGUACCCUUGGCGUCAGAGAUAACAUAACCAGUUUUGUUACUAUGUCGAGAUCAUGUGCUAACGCCCAUUACCUCAAAGAGUAUUCCCAGUGCAGCACCUUUCUUUCUAAAUUGCACGUUGUCAUGUCUCACUACGUAGCUCAUUUUAAAAUAACUGCUUAUGAGCUUCUUUUAUGGUGGGCUGCUUGGUGGGCACAUGAUUCAAGCUAAUUUUACUUAUUAUUGAAUAACAAUUAAGUUAGGAACAAUUUUGUCGUGCAAUUCAUUCAACGGAGUCUGAUUAGGACAGUAUUAUCAUGUAUUUUUGAUGAAUUAUAAUUUGAGAACCUAAGUACAUUUUCUUUUAAUUCAA